Messenger RNA from Pyricularia pennisetigena, 474 nucleotides. RefSeq lists its product as uncharacterized. Gene Ontology annotation, biological process: quinate catabolic process. The record is from RefSeq and is a predicted model, not a curated record. The transcript has a single exon. The coding region runs from base 1 to 474 and encodes 157 amino acids. Gene Ontology annotation, molecular function: 3-dehydroquinate dehydratase activity. NCBI's taxonomy places the organism in Eukaryota, Fungi, Ascomycota, Sordariomycetes, Magnaporthales, Pyriculariaceae.
AUGACUCCCCAAAAACCAACCAUCCUCCUCCUCAACGGCCCAAACCUCAACCUCCUGGGCACGCGCGAGCCCCAAAUCUACGGCUCGACGACCCUCCCCGAGGUCGAAUCGCGCUGCGUCGACCUCGCCUCGUCGCUCGACGUCAACCUGCGCCACGUGCAGUCGAACCACGAGGGCGCCAUCGUCGACGCCAUCCACGCGCUGCGACGCGACCUGCCGCUGGCCGGCGUCGUCAUCAACCCGGGCGCCUUCACGCACACCAGCGUCGCCAUCCGCGACGCGCUGCUCGGCGUCGGCGCGCAGUUCGUCGAGCUGCACGUCUCCAACGUGCACGCCAGGGAGCAGUUUCGGCACCACAGCUACCUGAGCGACAAGGCUGUCGCCGUCAUUUGCGGCAUGGGCGUUGAUGGGUACGCCGUGGCGGUGGAGUUUAUGGCCAAGAGGUUGAGAGCGCAGGCUGGGGCGAAACUGUAA